UGAACUGAACGCCAAGUCAGAACAGCUCCGAACUACGUCCAGAGCACAACUUCAGCGACAUUUUUGUGUAGGCCCCUUUUUUGUUCACACUCGGUUUUGAGUACUAGUAUUGGGAAUCGUGGUGGCAGAGAUAGUGGAAGGCUGCGUGAGGACUCUCUUGUUCAUCGACAGGAGUCGUCCAAGUUGAAAAAAAAAGUUCCCGUCUUCAAGUGUACUAACGAGAAAACUCAGUCGCCAAGAUGCACAGCAAACCAGUAAAGAUAGAACAGUCGUCGGAUACAAGAAGGAAGAACCCGAAGGCGGAUUCAGCCAAGACUCCCAUUGCAGUCGUCGGUAUUGGAUGCCGCAUGCCUGGAGGUGUCGACUCGCCCAAGGCAUUCUGGGAUGCCCUGGUACAGGGUGAGGACAUGAUCAGUGAGGUGCCUCCAGACAGAUGGUCCUUGGAAACCUUCCAUGAUCCUGACCAGUCCAACCACAGCAAGAUGGUGACGAGACGAUGUGGCUUCAUCCAUGGCAUAGACAAGUUUGACAACACCUUCUUCAAGAUUUCACCUCGUGAGGCAAGCUCCAUGGACCCCCAGCAACGCCACAUCCUUGAGGUCACCUACGAGGCUUUUGAGGAUGCAGGAAUCAUCCCAAACACUUUGGGAGAAUCCUGCGGUGUCUACAUCGGUGUUGGCAUGAUGGAUUAUACCGUCGUGCUGCUGGAUACAUCAAUCAUCAACCCAUACACACUCACGGGUAUAGCACACUCUUCCAUUGCCAACCGAAUCUCCUACGCCUUUGACCUCCGCGGCCCGUCCUACGCUGUAGACACCGCCUGUGCUUCGUCUAUGACAGCUAUGCACAGUGCCUGCAAGGCAAUCUGGGAUGGCGAGUGCAUAACUGCUGUUGCAGGGGGCUGCAACAAUCUACUCAUCCCUGAGGGCACUGUUGGUUUCAGUGCUCUGGGCGUCUUAUCUCCAGAAGGAAAGUGCUGUCCAUUCUCUGACACGGCCAAAGGCUACGUAAGAAGCGAGGGGUUUGGCGUCUUUAUCUUAAAACCACUUGACAUAGCACUGGCUGACAAUGAUCAUAUCUAUUCCGUCAUCCGUGGUACUGCCAUAGCAGCGAAUGGUUUCAGUAAGAGUCUCACCAUGCCCUCAGCAGCUGCCCAAGAGAUGGUGAUGAAGAAUGCCUAUGAACGCUCAGGUGUGCCACUGUCUUCUGUUCGGUACGUUGAGGCACAUGGCACAGGAACACCUGUAGGCGACCCUAUAGAAGCUGGUGCUAUCGGGCGCACCUUUGGCCACCUUAAGGACACCCCAGUCAAAAUUGGAUCUGUGAAGAGCAACUUUGGUCACAGCGAGUGUGCUGCCGGAAUCACAGCAGCUAUCAAAGUAGCUCUUAUGUUAGAGAAAAAUAUGCUCGUUCCAACCAUCAACUUCUCAAAUGCCAACCCUAACAUUGACCUUACAGAACUCAACCUCGAGGUCCAGACACAACUGGAGGCAUUGGAGAGCAACCCAGACGAGGAAAGUGACCAAGAUGAAGCAUGCACCAUUGGCCUGAACAGCUUUGGAUUUGUUGGAGCAGUUGCACACAUGAUCUUCCAGAAGGGACCGAAAGCAAACAAGAAGGUCUUAGAGUUAGAAUCAGUCGGCUGGAAGUUUGGUUAUGAGAGGGUUGGCCAGUCAAUCAUCCUCCCGCUUUCUGCGAAGUCGAGGGAAGCUCUGAAGGAUCUUGCCAAGAGGUGGUUGGAAUUUGAAUGUGACAAAGAUGCUCUGACUGUAACAUCAUGGCAGGCAACCCGGAGAGACCAUCACACAUACCGGUUGGCAGUCAUUGCUGACUCUACUGUUUCCUGCAGACAGAGCCUCGAUGGGUUUCUUAAAGAUUCUGGGUCUGAAGCUGUAGUGACUGGAACAGCUCCUCAAGAAAAGCCUAAGGUUUGCUUUGUUUUUCCCGGCCAAGGCCAGCAGUGGGAGGACAUGGGUCGUAAACUCUACAGGUGUGAGCAGGUUUUCAGGGAAACUAUCAACAGUUGUGACAUUAUCUUCAAGAAAAUGUCUGGGUGGUCAUUACUGGAAUCUUGCGGCUUGUUUAAUUGUGCCCCUGUCAACGUACACAACUCCCCAUAUAAGUCAGUUAGCAAUGCGCUUAGUCAAGUAGAAGUCAUCCAGCCUGCCAUCAUGUUCAUUCAGGUGGCACUGUAUCAUCUCUGGAGGCACUGGGGAGUACAACCCGAUGUUGUGGUCGGGCACAGCCUUGGGGAGAUCUCUGCAGCCUAUGCAAGUGGUGGCCUGAACCUAGAAGAAGCCGUGGCUGUCAUCUAUCACCGAAGCCACGAACAAGCAAAGCAAGAGGGAACAGGUAGAAUGGCUGCACUGCGAGCCACCAAAGAACAAGCAGAGAAGAUCUGUCAGGAGCACCAGAAUCUCUACAUAGCAGCAGUCAAUGCACCUGGUGCAAUCACUCUAGCUGGAAACGGAGACGUCAUCGCCACUGUGGUUGAGCAAAAUCCUGGAAAGGCCAAACAGCUCCGGGUGACUUGUGCCUUCCAUACUCCAGAGAUGGACUCAAUCAAGGAGCCAUUUUCCAGGGCCAUGGAAGGUGUUGUCAAGAGUGAACCUGGGAAGAGGGAUGUUCCCUACUACUCCACCGUGACUGGCGAAUACUACGACGGCAGUUUUGGCACUGACUACUGGUGGAGCAACAUCCGAGGUGCUGUACUCUUUCAGCCUGCCAUUGAAGCUGUGCUACAAGAAGCCAAGGCUGAUGUCUUUCUUGAGAUUGCAGCCUCAAAUACAUUGUUGUCCUCGGUAAAACAGAUUGCCCGCGGUUUGGAUCCCAAACACCCACCUGUCACCGUCAACUCCAGCCUGCGAGACAAAGAUGAUCUGCAGAGUAUCCAAAGAGCAGUGGGAACCCUCUAUACAAACGGAGUUCCUCUAAACUGGGCCACAAUAACUCAUGAAUCAGCUGAGUGGGCACCGCUUCCAACAUAUCCAUGGCAGCAUCAGUCAUUCUGGUUGGAGACAGAGGAGAGACAGAAGCGACGCCUUGGUUUGGAUGACCGCACCUUCAAAGGACAGAGUGGCAACCUCUCCUUGGAGAUGUUCCCCUUUUUGGCUGAUCAUGUUGUGGGAAACAGAAUCAUAUUUCCUGGGGCUGGUUACAUUGAGUACAUGACACAGAUGACUUUCGAGGAGACUGAAAAGCCAGCUCUUACGAACAUCAACUUCACCCGUGUUCUACCAUGGCCAGAAGAUGCAGACUUCAAGAAGUCCACCCUGAAAAUAAGUCUGGUGAAAGAUGGUGCGGGGAUGCAAGUGACCUGUGAUGGAAAUGUACACAGCAAUGCUCAGCUAGAUUGUCCCAUGGCCGAUUCAAAAAAAUGUCUCCCUCUUGAGAAGAUAAUGAAGAGGUGCUCUACUGAGGUAACUGGGCAAGAGUUUUAUUCCAGGCUCCAAGGCAUUGGUCUGAGCUACGGACCCGCUUUCCAGAUGGUGGAAAAGAUGUUCCUUGGAGAUGGCGAGGCACUCGCUGUACUUCAUCCUGUUCCUGACAACAAAGAGAGAGUUCAAGUAGCUCAUCUGGAUGCAACUUUCCAACUGGCUUUGGCUGCCGUAGGCUCUAGCUCCGCUAUGUACCUGCCAGUACACAUCGACUCUUUUGAGUUAUCCAGGGAGUCUUUGCCGUCUGGAGAACCCAUUCUUGCUUACACAAAAUUCAUCGACUGUGACACAAUGAUUCUCACAGCAGAUAUUACCAUGGCUACUGAAAAAGGCGAAAUCUUGGCAAGUUUGAAAGGUUACCGAGGGCAAAACUUCAACGGCAACCAGUCAGAUGUUCCCAUCGAAUCGUGCAUCUAUACUACCCAGUGGCAACCAGCAUCAGCCAGUACACUGCCAACAUCAGUCCUCAAAGAUGUUUUUGAGGAGAGUAAUCUUCGCCUGGUAUAUGGGUCUGAGAUGAAUGCCAUUGAUAGAGCUGAGAAAUGUCUCGAAGAUAUUGAGGCAGUCUGCGUGUCUUACAUCCGAAACGCCCUGGAAACAGUCCCUCAAGAUGAGCGGGCGCAGGGAAAGAGCUACAGUAAAUACAUCAAUCUAUUUAACAGUAUCGCUGAGAAAGCCAACUGUAAAUGCAUCGUGUACAAGGACAUCCCUGCAGUCUUACAGAAGAUCCUCAAAGACGUUCCUGAGUUUGAGGCAGAGAUGAACCUGAUGAUGCUUCUUGGCGACGCUCUUCCUAACACUCUACGUGAUCCGCAACUUGCCGUUUCCCUCAUGUUCAGUGCUGAAGGUCUAGAACGCUAUUUCUAUGAUUCACUCAGCACAAGAAUCUACUACAAAGCUGGAGCUGAAGCAGUUGUCAGGGCUGUCCAAGAAGCUGCUAAGCACAAGAAGGUUGUCAGGGUUCUGGAGCUUGGGGCUCGCUUUGGCGGUCUGACUCGCUUCAUUGUGGAACCACUCAAGGACAUGGGAGCUGAAAAGAAGAUGGAGUACUUCUUUACUGAUGAUAGUGCCAACUUUUUUCCACAAGCUCAAAGAAAUCUCCACGAGUUCCCAUUUAUUAAGUACAAACAGCUAAGCCUUGAGAAAGACAUCAGGGACCAAGGAUUUGUUCCUGGCAGCUUUGAUGUUGUAGUCUGCUUGGACACCCUGCAUGCGGCGGUUGAUGUUCAGCGAAGCACGGCUUUCAUGACCGACCUACUCAGUGCUGAUGGCCUCAUGUUCAUCAUGGAGGGCACCAACACACACUAUAUGAGUGAGCUUUUGUUUGGGGUUAUGGAUAUCUGUUGUGCGUUCGAUGACUUUCGUAAGGAGCGUUGCUGGAUGGAUCGGGAAGGCUGGUUGGACACCAUGGAAAAAGCUGAUCUCAAAGAUACCAUAUCAGCCUCCUCACCCAACGAGUUCUUCCACUCUGUGUUUGUUGGAAGAAAGCCUUCAGUCUCCGAAAGAAAUCAAGAAAUAAUCCAGCAGGAUAAGCUCUUCGUAGUACGAGACGGCAACAACAAGUUCUCAUCAGUUUUCCUUCCUAACUACCACGGUGAAGUCGAGAUUAGCAACUUCUCUGAAGCUAAGUCUCUUGAUCGUAUGUUCAGUGAGCACACUGAUUCCCCAAUGGAGGUGAUGUACAUCUACAGUGAAGAAGACUCCAAGCUUCACGCCCUGCUGAAACUCUUCCAAGCGGUGGAAUCAUAUCCCGAGGUUGUCAAGCGAAUGUGGGUUGUGACAAAGGGAGGGAAUAUGGAUUCAGCUUUUCCGAAUGGUUCCCUGGCAGUUGGUUUGACUCGAGCUGUCAGUAAUCAGAUUCCAGGUGUGCCAAUCUUCUCUGUAGAUUUUGACCAACAACCUUCUUUACAAGAAAAUGUCCAGGUAAUGCUCAAGCUGAUGAAUGAUCACGAUCUUGGAGAGCGAGAGAUUGUUAUCCGCAAGAAGGAGAGGUUUGUCCCUCGAGUUAUGCAUCAAGAUUUGAGCACAGGCAAUACAAUACAGUCUAUGAAGUGGCGUGUGGAGCAGGAUCUAAGAGGCCAAGCUGGUAAAGGGGCUUCCAUUGAUGAUCUUGCCUUUCAUGAUGCUAAUGAUUUUGAAGUUCCGCCAGGCCAUGUCAAGAUUAGAGUCAAGGCAGCUCCUCUCAAUUUCAAAGAUGUCAUGAUGGCUCUUGGUCUUCUUGAGGGAUUGGAUGAUGAGACACACCCAUCCUUUGGUCUUGAGUGUGCAGGAGUUGUAGAAGAAGUUACAUCUGGGGCACAUGGCUUUAAAAUUGGUGAUGAGGUUAUAGCAUUUGGAAAAAGCUGUUUUGCCUCCCAUUUGAUCUGUGAUUCCAGGUUGACUGCCUUAAAACCAGAAAACCUCAACUUCGUAGACAGUGCAAGUGUUGGUGUGGUUUUUGUGACUGCAUACCUCUGCCUGGUCGAACGAGCCAAUCUGCAGAAGGACGAAACUGUUUUGAUUCACUCAGCUUGUGGAGGAGUCGGUCAAGCGGCCAUUCAGAUUGCACAAAUGAUUGGAGCCAAGAUCAUCUGCACUGCCGGUACAGAGGAGAAGAGGAAUUAUCUACAGAGGCAGCUUGGCAUUGAGAUGGUCAGUGACUCCAGAUCUUCCCGUUUCUAUGAUGAUGUAAUGAAGUGGACCAAAGGUAGGGGUGUGGAUGUCAUCCUCAAUUCCCUAUCUGGUAAGCUGCUUCAAAUGGGUACCACUCUGCUGGCUCCUGCUGGAAGAUUUUGUGAGAUUGGUAAGAGGGACAUCCUGCAGAAUUGUAAUCUCCCUAUGGGAUUCUUCCUGGAGAACAAGGUCUUCCACUCCUGCCAAGUAGACGUCAUGAUGAAGCAGCAACCAGCAAUAAUUCAGAACAUCAUGCAGAAGGUCAUUCACCUCUUUGACGAAUCUAAGCUGAAGCCUAUUCCGGUCACAGUCCAUUCUAUCAAGGAACUCAAGGAAACAUUCAGAACAAUGUCAAAGGGUUCCCACAUUGGUAAGAUUGUCUUUGAAGUACCUGAAGAUUUCCAACCUGCUGCACUGAAGCCAUCGUUGAGCCAGUUCAGAUCUAAUGCUACCUACAUAAUCACUGGUGGCUUUGGAGGCAUUGGGCAGGCUCUCUCCAGAUGGCUAUGCCAGAAUGGUGCCAAGCACAUUGUUCUCGUCUCACGAAGAGGGGCUCAGACCGCAGCUGCCGAAAGAACAUCAAAGUACCUGAAACGCAACAAGGUUAACAUCUAUGAGUUUGCACUUGACAUAUCCAGCAAAAACAGCGUGGCAGCGAUGUUGGAGAAGCUCCGAGAUGACAAGGAGGUUCCUCCUCUCAGAGGCAUCUUCCACUUAGCAGGAGUCAUCGAGGAGGAAGAUCUAUCAGAGAUGACAUCUCAUCAGAUGUCCCGAAUCCUUGGUGCAAAAGCAACAGGGGCUAGAAUCCUCCAUGAACUGACUCAAGAGGACAAACUGGACAUCUUCUUCAUGCUGUCUUCAAUCUCUACAACCUGGGGUCAUCAAGCACAGCCAGUCUACUGCGCCGCUAACGCCUACCUUGACGCUUUGGCUGAGAAGCGACAAAGAAGCGGACUACCUGCAUUGUCGGUUCAGUUAGCUCCCAUUAAAGGAGCUGGGUACUUGGAGGACAAGGAGGAGACUGUCAAGGUUCUAGCCAUGAAGGGGAAGCACCAGCUGUACGUGGAUGAGUUCCUUGCUGUGCUUGGUCAGCUCCUCCCACGGCGGGAUCUUCCAUGUGUCUGCCUGGCAAACCAGGAAUGGGGAGCCACACAGCAGUUCUGCCACAAGGAUAUGCUGAAAUUCCACCACCUAGCAGUGCCCAACUCCAAGUCAUCCGGCGGGGAGGCUCGUGUCCUGGAUGCUGCGGACCUGGAAGCCAGCAUCAAAUCCAAGAUGGCUGAACUUCUGUGCAUGUCGGAGGAAUCCAUUGACGUUAGCCAGCCCAUGGUGAUCUAUGGCGUGGACUCACUGGUUGCCUUGGAGAUGGUGAACUGGGCGACCAAUCAGUUGGGAUUAUCCAUCUCUCAGUUCGAUAUCUUAGGAGGUCUCACAACGGCCGCUUUUCUGGACAAGGCAAAGGAAGUAAACUAAAUUGAACGCAUUGCCAUUUACAAUAUGCAGACCAAAUAAACAGUGAUGUCAAUAUUUCUUUUCCAAGGCAUAAUUGUUUUGGGUUUGUAUAAUACUUCAACAAAAUCCAAAUUAACUCCUGAAAAAAAAUUACUUCUAUUUAUUCAUCAGACAACUGACGCACAAAUACUGGGAAAACACACUACUGAAAGAAAAAAAACAGAAUUAAAUUCAACGAAAUUCCAAAUUAACUUCUGAAAAAAAAUUACUUUUAUUUAUUAUCAGACAACUGACGCACAAAUACUGGGAAAACACACUACUGAAAGAAAAAAAACAGAAUUAAAUUCAGAUUAUCACUACUUUUAUAUAGAAACUUUUACUUUUUUCCCAUAGAGCCAAGAUGUACAUACAUAAGUAAUGUAUUUUUACAGAAUUGUCAGCACAGGAGGUAUGAUGAAAAAAGGCCCAAGACAAAUUGUAAAGCUUUCAGUUUUGUAAAAAACUUUGAAAUGCACCUUUGUGUCCAAAUUUCUGUAUUUUCAUUCAUUGUUUUACCUCUGUGAAUAUCUGUUGUAAUGCAGAGUUUUUGUAAGCAAAUUUCUGAUUUUUGAGCAGAAAAGUGAUGUCUUGUUGAGGCUUAUUUUUUUAAUUCCAUCUACUUCUCAUCAAAGGAACCGAAAUUUGUAUAUAAAAGUGGCCAUUUGUCAUAUUUAAAGUGUUUCUUUAAGUGUAUUGUUUUAAUCAAUACACACUUUUGGCAUAUGUAAAGAAUGUAUCUAACCUGAUGAGUGUAGUAUCCUUCACGUCCUUAGUUGUUCAAAAAUAGCCAAGAAAUCAUGUUCACAUAAAUUAUCUUACCACAAUGGGUGUCUCAUUGUUGGACUAUAUUUGUAGUUCUUGGGUGGAUACAAAAAAAAGCAUUGUUGUAAUUUCGGUUUGAUGGAUUUCUCUGAAUACACGUUUUUACCCUGAAUACACGUUUUUACCUUGGUCUUCAAUUUAUUUAAAGUGUUUCUGUCAUUGUUUUUUUCUGUAACUGUAUUACUUGUGUAAUUGUUAUGAGGCAUUUAAAUAAAAAAUAACAAUUUGCUCUGCCAUGGUGGACCUCAAUAUUACCCAACUGAAUUUGAACAAAUCUUACACAACUUACAAAGGAUUAUGUCUUACAUGUAUGUCAAUUGAGUUUGAAGUAUACGUACUUCACUUGUUUUAUAAUAGUUGUGAAACAAUGUGUCUAACAUGUAUGUCAAAUGAGGUUAUAGUUUACUUCAUGUGUUUUAUGAUAGUUUUGAAACAAUGUGUCUAACAUGUAUGUUGAAUGAGUUUAUAGUUUACUUCAUUUGUUCUGUAAUAGCUGUGAAACAAUGUGUCUUAUGUCAAAAUAAUGAGUUAAUAGUUUAUUUCACAUGUUUUAUAAUAGUUGUGGAACAAUGUGUCUUACAUGUAUGUCAAAUGAGUUUAUAGUUUACUUUAUGUGUUCUGUAAUAGUUGGGAACAAUGUGUCUUACAUGCAUGUCAAAUGAGUUUAUAGUUUACUUCAUUUGUUCUGUAAUAGCUGUGAAACAAUGUGUCUUAAAUGAAUGUCGAAAUAAUGAGUUAGGCCUAAUAGUUUAUUUCACAUGUUUUAUAAUAGUUGUGGAACAAUGUGUCUUCCAAGUAUGUCAAAUGAGUUUAUAGUUUACUUAAUGUGUUCUGUAAUAGUUGGGAACAAUGUGUCUUACAUGCAUGUCAAAUGAGUUUAUAGUUUACUUCAUUUGUUCUGUAAUAGCUGUGAGACAAUUUGUGUCUUAAAUGAAUGUUUAAGACACAAGUCUUAAACAUUUGUUCUGUAAUAGCUGUGAAACAAUGUGUCUUAUGUCAAAAUAAUGAGUUAAUAGUUUAUUUCACGUUUUAUAAUAGUUGUGGAACAUUGUGUCUUCCAAGUAUGUCAAAUGAGUUUAUAGUUUACUUUAUGUGUUCUGUAAUAGUUGUAAAUCAAAGGAUAGACCUAUAUUUACAUUGGACAUAGUUAAUCUAUUUUAUAGACCUAUAUUUACAUUGAACAUAGUUAAUCUAUUUUAUAUCAAUAGUUGUUUCCAUGUCUUUUUAAUUGCAGAAAUAAACAUGUGAUGUGUAGUUGGUUUCAUA
Molecule: messenger RNA, 9668 nt
Organism: Patiria miniata (bat star)
Lineage: Eukaryota; Metazoa; Echinodermata; Asteroidea; Valvatida; Asterinidae
Product: lovastatin diketide synthase mokB-like
Exons: 4
Coding region: 240-7562 (2440 amino acids)
Biological process (GO): fatty acid biosynthetic process
Molecular function (GO): phosphopantetheine binding; 3-oxoacyl-[acyl-carrier-protein] synthase activity; oxidoreductase activity
Source: RefSeq, a predicted model, not a curated record